UAGUUUUUGAAAAACAAAACUAAAUUUUUGAUUGGAUAGAUUUUAUGUAUCAUGAGCAUAGUUUAAACCAAAACACUGAAGAAUUGGGUACAAAAGGAUGUUUGCAGAGCAGCGUGCCAUAACAAAAUGUAUUUUAACAAAGUAUAGUUUUUUAAAGACUAAAUUAUUUUAAAAAUCAAAAACAGUUAAAAACGAAUUAAAAGUUUAGGAAAAAUGAUUAGUCUUUUAAAUUGAGUAUUUGACAUGCGCAAGUUUUUUCGCGUCAUUAUAAAAGUGUUUGUUGGUUUAUCUUUGGUAUGUCUACUUUUUAAUUACAUGCAUGGCUUCAAUACUUUUUCUUCAAUAAGUUAUCAAUCUUUUCUCUCAAAAAUAAAAAGAAUGCAGUUUGUAAAAGAACCAAAAGUCGAACUGAGCAAAUGUCCUUCGUUUUUUUUAAAUCUUUCAAGUAGACAAAAUGAAAUAAACAGUAAUAGACGAUGCAAACCUAAAAAUUUAUCUGAAGCUGAUUGUAAAGCUGCAAAAAAAUGGUACGGAGUAAGAACGUUUGACUAUUCGUGUCCAAAAAUAAUUUCGUCCCAAUAUAUUUAUGACAUUUGCAAAUUUCGCGACUCGCGUGACUUUAAUCGCGAUAAAUGGAAACUAGACUGUAAUACAAGAAUAUGCGGUAAAAACGUCAUUCGAGUGGGUGUGAUGCAGCCAGAUUAUGGAUUAAUGAUGGACCCAACAAUAUGGUUUACCGCUCGAACAAAUACUGAAAUUCAACGGAUUAUUCGUAGGCUUAUAAAGGAAGCAGAUGAACAUGAUUUUUGUAUUAUUACAUGUGCAAAUCAACGACUUUUCAUUAAGCAAGCAUUGGUUUUACCUCCUCUUAUUAAAACUAAAAAUAAAAAAAUUGAAAACAAAAAAAUGAAUAUAAAUCUUCUUUUACUAGACUCGAUAUCCCGACAACAUUUUUAUAGAUUGUUACCCAAUUCAGUUCAUCAGUUAGAAAAUAUAAGCUCAAAAGUAACUGUUUAUGAUUUUGAACUAUUCCAGAGUUUAGCGCCAAGAACAUUUCCAAAUAUGCGCGCGUUAUUCAGUGGAAUGGUUGACCAGGAUUCGGACGAUGAAAAAAAUAGUUAUGGCAUAGAAUCAUUGUUUGGAAAAUUUAGCAAUAUUGGAUACCAGACCAUCCUUCAAGAAGAUAGUUGCUGGUACGAUCCAUGGGGAGCUAUUAUUACUGAAAAUAAGCAUAAUAUGAAAUUACUUUACAAUACAUUCGAUUACCAAAAUAUUUGGCGUAUUCUUCAAGAAAAACUCGAUCGUUUACCUGUUGAUAGCUAUGGUUUAACCCAUUUGAGUUGCGAAGUUUUUAAGAGCUAUGGAACAACAAACCAAUUUAAUUAUCCAUCUAAAGUUUGUUAUAACGGUUACCACUUACCGGAGUAUUAUCUGAACUACACAUAUAAAUACUUAAAAGCAGCUGAAAAUAUAAACGAGGCAUAUCCGUUGUUUUUUUACACUCAUUUAAAUACAGGUCACGAAACAACAGGAAGACGAAUAGCUCAUAACGAUUUUGUAUUAGCAAGAUUUCUUGGUCAAGUAGCUCAACUUCAAAACACUAUGACAAUAGUUUUUUCUGAUCAUGGACCAAAAACAUCAAAAUUUUCAAGAGAUUAUUUAGCGGGUAGACAUGAGAUUGGACAAGCAAUGAUGUUUAUGAUUUUACCAGAAAAAAUCAAAGCCGUACUUGGAGAGAAAAGAAUGACCGCUCUAAAAUUAAACCAACAACGUCUUAUUACACACACUGAUUUAUUUCAUACAUUAAUGAACAUUUAUUCAGAACAUCCUUCGCUUCAAUCAGGUCUACUGACUGAAAUAUCUCUUGAACGUUAUUGUAGUGAUAUACCUAUGUACACGUUUAUGUCUUGUUUGUGUGAUGGUUGGAAUGAAAACUUAUCCGACUCUAAUGAUGAAGUUUAUUGGUUAGCUGAAUAUGCGCUAGGAUACUUAAAUAACAUAAUUACAACAUCGUUGAAUAAUACUGCAUAUUUGAACUGUGAAAGGUUAAUAGGAAAACGUUUUGACAAAAUUCGAAAGCGAAAAGACAAUGCCAAUAAUACGGUAUAUACUUUUGAUAUUGUUGUUCACAAAUAUCGUGAUGAAGAACUGUUUGAAGUAUCGGUUACGGCUUUUUCAAAUAAACAUAAUAGCAGUGUAGCUAUCACACGAUGGCAUCGUGUAAGUAUAUAUCAGCAUUUUAGCAAAUGCCGCGAUAAAGAAAUAGAUAUUGAACUUUGCAUUUGCAGAAAAGAAUCUCAAAACGAAUAUAAUGCCGGACGCGAAGUAGCUCGACUUUUAUCAAUUCCGUCAUUUAAAUCUACAACACUAGCGAGGUUCUUAGAUUCAAAAUGUCUAAUUUUACUUACAAGAAAAAAAGAUUUUGUAUUUAUUACUUAUGAGCUAAGCAAUCUUUGCAUUGACAGAAGCUAUAAUGUCACGUUUAAUUUACUUUUUAACAACUUACAAUCCUCGAUGAAAUUGCCACAAACACUUGUAAUACAACCUUGGUUAAUUUAUUACGUUACAACUUUAUCUUUUAUUGGAAAUUCUAGCAGAAAUUAUAUUCAAGACAAUAUAACAUACACUCAGUUACCGACUAACUAUUAUUCUCCCACCCAUCUAACAUCUAAUUUGCAAAAAAAUUAAAGUAAAUAAUUUGGAAUUUUCGGAUUUGAAAACCAUUAAAUUAUCAAUCAAAACAAGAUUUUUCUGUAUACCAUUGUAAGUUUUUUGUAACGACGUUUAGAGACAUUUUUAAACAAAAUUUUGUUGAAACUUAUUUUGUAUUUUCGCAAAAUCCUU
Hydra vulgaris (swiftwater hydra) is the source of this 2844-nucleotide messenger RNA. RefSeq lists its product as uncharacterized. The record is from RefSeq and is a predicted model, not a curated record. Lineage: Eukaryota; Metazoa; Cnidaria; Hydrozoa; Anthoathecata; Hydridae.